This is a messenger RNA of Cuscuta epithymum, 3916 nucleotides long. The record is from the annotation of a GenBank genome assembly. Lineage: Eukaryota; Viridiplantae; Streptophyta; Magnoliopsida; Solanales; Convolvulaceae.
CCCUUCUCCCCUCUUUUCUCUUACGCGAACACAGCCCCUAAGCAUCGAUCUCUCUCCUGCCUCGAAGCCGACGGACCACCGCGACCCGCCACCACCGUAGACCACCGCCGGCGACCACCACUACUCCGACCGAGCCCCUUCUUCUCCCCCCUCUCAUCACUCAAGAUGGCCCGCACAAAGAACUCUACACGCACUUCUCACACCGCAGUUGCUAGCUCUAGCCGCCCACAGGGCACACGAGGCGGCCGCUACCAGCCCCAGUUUGACACAGAAAAGGAGAUGCUGACAUACCUAGAGCUGAUGAAGAAAAAGGUGGGUACGAUGUACCACCCAGAUGAGCCCACACUGAUGGCAGCGGAGCCCACACUGAGGGAUGAGGUGAUGCACUUGAUCAGGAGAGGUUGGUGGCAGCAUUUAUUUUUCGGCAUCCAAGAGCCGACUUUCAAGGAAGUCACGUGUGAGGUGUUAGCCACAAUUGAGCUCCCAAAGCUCAUACCGGAGAGGGACUAUCUAAAAAGGGGAAUAAGGUUCCAAGCAUUUGAAGACAAGCUGGAUACUUCGCUUAGUCAGAUUGAGCGCUAUUUGGGUUUUGAUGACGUUGAGGUAGGACAACGAGACGAGGUUGGCCUUUGUGACCUCCCCCCGCAUGUGAACAGACAGGCCUUUUGGGAAUCGAUUAGCAGAGGGGGCAAGACUUAUAAGCCCCGAGAGACCCCAGCCACACUUCUUUAUCCCCGGAAGUUCCGAGUUAUCCACGCCCUACUUGCUUCUACAGUGACCGGGAGGGCUGAGGUUGGGGCCAAGGUUUCUACCACUGACUUGUUAUGCCUUUACUGCAUGGUUCAUGACAGGAAGCCCUGCAUGGGCUCUAUCAUAGCUAGCCUCUUCCAUCGCCAAUCCACAAACCACAUUCAGGCCCUAUAUUCCGGUCCAUACAUUACACGUCUUCUGCGAAGGAUGGACUAUGGAGAUCAGUUCCGCAACAUGGAGGUUUCUUCUAGUUUUCUUCCGCUCACCAUACUUCCGUCCAUGAAUACCGGACUUGGGGCUAGACUUCAGCGGGAGGCUGACCGCGCAGCAGCAGGAGGAGGAGGACAGCAGGUAGAUGAUGAUGCUGAUGAUGAUGACCAUGAUGACGAUGAUGAUGAUGUGGAGAUGGAGGCAGCUUCUCACGAGGCCCCAUACGAUGCACCCCCCUACGGCACAGAUUUUCCGGAUUCUUGGGCAGGGAUGCAUGCGCAUCAGGAUGCCGUCUAUCGGCAGUUGUCCACUGAGCAGCAUGAGCGGUUCGAUCAGAUGCGCUUCGAACAGCAGGACUUCUAUAGAGAGAUGAGGGAGGACCAGACACUCCAUUAUUCACAGCUUCAGUCUCAGUACACCCGGAUUGAUGAGAGACUCACCUCUAUGGAGUCUAGCUGGAGUUCAUUCUUCGAUGACUAUCCACCGCCACCCCCUCCUGAGUUUUAGAUUUUAUUAGAUUGUCCUCUGCUAGCAUCUGUAUCAUUAUACUGUUGGAUGACUGUACCUUAAACACUAUCACACUCACACUCUCACUACUGCACUUAACUCUUUAUAUUUUGCUUUGCUUGGUGUUCAUGAUUUGUUGCAGCUUAGUGGAUGAAUGUGUUCGUGCGAAUCAAGACCCAGUUCUGUUCCUGACUAACCAACGCGAUAGGGAAGUUUCCAUGAUUCUUUAAACUUGAUGCGUAAUGUUAACUUGAGUUAAUUUUGAGCACGCGUGACCCUUUCCUCUUUACCCCUAGUACAUAAUGCAUAUUUGGUCAUCGAGGGCGAUGCCAAAGUUUAAGUGUGGGGGAGUGAAUUGGGCAUUCGGGCAGUAGUUGUCACAUGUGAUUUGUUAGAGUUAGCAUGCGCAGGUGUUAGUUGUAUAUUCAUAAGAAAAUUCAUGUCAAAAUUUUUGAAAAUUUUUCUUUAAACUGUGUCUUUGUGAGCUGGCUAGCAUUUUGACUAUACUUUUAGAACAUCCUUGAAGUGUUUAGGCUUAAAUUGCUUGCACUAUAAUCUAGUUGUUGAAAGGAUGAAGGCAUUAGUCACCCAUUGAAUUUUCCAUUAAUCAUCCACCCCACCUGAAUAAGACCCUUUAGGAGAAGCCAUUUUGAGCCUGACCGUUUAUUGUUACCCGAUUAAUUGAGCUCCAUAGCUAAAUGGCCUGUGUUCCUUACCCGUGAAUAUUUCUGACUUAGUCUUGAUGUUUAGGGAAUUAAGGGAUUAAUUUGCUAAGUUUAGGGAAUUGUGUGUAGGAGCCAUUUUUGGCACUGUUCCUAUGCCCAAAUGGGGUAAGAGCAGUCACUUUUUAGGAAUAUGAUACUUUCGAGGAUUGCAUUGUAGGCAUGGAUUCACUUUGAAAUUAAUGAACUUAAAUUGCUAUUUUUCCUUGGUGAGGCCGAGAUUAGAAUGGAGUAAUGUCUAGUGAGAAUCUGAAAGGUGAAAAAUUAAUAUAGCUAGACCUCUUACUUUUCGAAAAAGAGAAUGGGAGCCCCGGUCAAAAAGCGUAAGAUGAGACUUGAGUAUCUUUCGAAAGAAAUGGCGUUCUCGUGCCAACAUGACAAGGAAAACUAAACCAUAAUUAAUGAACUUGGAGGCUAUUGAAAAAUUAGCUUUAGUCCUCCGCGUACUUCAAGUAUACGUCAAAGUACAAAAGUGCCAAGACGGUUUAGCUUAGUUGUACACCAUGUCUACUCUUUGCAUAGGUUUAAAUGAUUGUUCCUAAUUUGUGGCCUACUGAGUUCCCUGUUCCUACGAAUAGCCCUGAAAUUCCUGAAUGCAUUGAGUCUUUGUUAGAAUAUUCCUAUCUCUCGAAAGAAAGGGAUUAUUAUUAUUAUCCAUGCACCAUCAUCUUCACAAGUCCUUCUGAUCAGUAGCUAGCUUAUUUGUGUAUGCUGUCAUUACUUUGAGGAUGUUGUGAAUAAUUGUGUCAAAUAGUUUAGCUUGAGUACAAAGGUGUAGUUUAGGGAAGAAUUUUCUUGGUUUAAAUUGUCUGUCCUGUGAAUAUCCCUCUAACUACGUGUGUAUGCUAACUAUUUUAAAUUCCGUGUGGUGAUUAUCGUAAGUCCCGUUGUUCAGUUUGCUUGAGGACAAGCAAAAGCUUAAGUGUGGGGGAAUCUGAUAAGUCCGUAUUUAGACACGCAUUUGAUGCGUGUUCGGGUCGGACUUUGAUGAUUUUCCUGGCUUUAAGGUGUUGCAAGUCUCAAUUUUGGCUCAAGUUGUGUUUAGCAGGCGUUGGAUCGAGUUUCAUUGCAUUUGGAGUUGAUUUGAAGAAGUUAGAGUCCGGCAAUCAGCGCUUGAGAGGCAUUCGGGAAGGAUUUGAAGGCAUUCGGGAAAGAUUUGGAAGAUUUGGAGGCCACCGGGAGAUUUGCGACGAAAUUCUGGUGAAGAAAGAGCAGUUGGAUCGACCUCAUUGGCAUCCGGGAGCAUUCGGAGCAAGAAAACGAAGGAAAAGUGAAGAAUAGGGUCAGGCACGCCGUGCCUGGCAGCUAGGCACGCCGUGCCUGAUGCGAAAUUAUUCUGCGAGCUACUGGAGGCCAGGCACGGUCGUGCCUGGCAGCUAGGCACGCCGUGCCUGGCAUUUUUCGAAGAGUCGAGCUACUGGAGGCCAGGCACGGUCGUGCCUGGCAGUUAGGCACGCCGUGCCUGGACGCGAAACCGGCCUUCUUCCGUAGGCACGGUCGCAGGCACGGUCGUGCCUGGCACCGUGCCUGGCCGCGAUUGAUCCUAAUUCGACCCGAAUUCGUUGUUUUCUAUAAAUAAGGCCUCCAUAACCCCGUUUUGGGGGUUACGAACAUUACGGAAAGGCCUAGGGACGAAUUUACUUGCGUUUUUACGCUAUUUUCUUCCAAGACCCUGGGAUUAUUUGUAAGUUCAUCUUUUUAAUUAAUGACAAUUAUUUCUAUUCAUC